AUUUUUUAUAAAAUAGUGAUAUGUUAUUUUUAAACUACGAGUAUUUCAUGCAACCCUACAAUAACUUGACUUCGAAAAACAUCCUUCUGUUUUUAUUUUACGUGGUUUGUGAUAUUACAAAGCUCUAAAUAAAAUACAAAUAAAUUAAUUGAUUGAAUGUAAAAUAAAAUCGCAUUUUAUGACACCAUCAAAAAACUUCGACCCUAAAUAUAAGAGAGAGAUGAACACUGAUAAUGUGGACGGAUUUGGACUUGGUGUUGGGGUGACCAGUGGAUCAAGCCUUGCUAUUACUCAGCAAGGUCAAGGAGUUGCAGCUUUGCUUGUCAUGCUAGUUGUUUUAUGUUUUAUAUUUGCAUAUUGUUGUUGGGGAGCACCGUUUUGUCGAUCUUUCUGUAGAAGACAGUGUUGCUGCCGCUUGGAGGGUUCAGAAAUUGAUCCAAGAUUUGGAAAUAGUGAUCAAGCUAUGGUAGCUACACCUACAAUUAUUUUAUUACCACAUGGGCGCAUGUUGGUUGUUGAUGGCACUAUUUUUACACAGCUACAAGCUGAUACUACUGGACUUGAUUUAGUGGAAUUGGGAGAAAAUGUGAUACGCUCUCAAAGGAAUUCAAGAUAUGUUAAUCGUCAUCAACUUCAAAAUAGCCAAGGAAGUAUAUUAGAAAUGGACGCAGAAACACCAAGCAAAGAUAGUAUAGGAUCUAUAGGAUUUUUUCCCCCUCCUACAUAUGAGAGUAUCUAUGGCAAAGAUGAAGGUGAAAUGCCACCAUCAUAUUCCGACAUCAUCUUACAUAGGUUUGCUAAUAUGCCGUAUGAAAUUGAACUCCAAGAUUAUUCUAAUGGCAAGGAAGAAAUAGAGAUGCGAAGUUUAGAAAACUGCUCGCAUAUCAUAAAUAAUCCUUUGAAUACAAUAACAACUUAUCAUCCCUAUGCCACCAUAACAUCAUUUUCUAGUCAAAGACUUUCUCGACCGAAUAUUUCAAGGAAUUCCACCUUUAUAAAUAGCUCUAGAAACUCGGAUAAUUUAUAUAUCGAAAACGAACUUGAUAACUUUUAUAAUGUUCCUUCGUCAAACUGCAUCAGGAUGACAAAUUUACAACAAACCGCCGUUAGAGGUUUUAUAUCUAAUGAAGAAUUACAUAGGCGUUACAGUGAGAGUCAAAUAGCUCGGAACCAAUUAAACAAUGUAGUUAAUUUAAAUGAUUAUUCACAAACAAAUGAAACAAGUCAAACAUCACGUAAUACACAGCCUAUUGAAACUAGUGAUAUAACGAAUACUAAUGCUAACAAUGAAAUUAUUAGUAAUCGAACAAGAGAAGAAAAUGGUAAUAUAAGAUUAACUAACGAUGGAUUGAACGUACAACCAUCAUCUAGUGGAGGACAAUCAACGAGUAUCGAAAUAUCUAAUAAUAAUAGUGUAGAAACUCAGAGACAUGAAAGACAUCGUCCACUUGAAGAUGUUGAGGACGAAAAUAAAAAUUUCAUGAAUUUAGCAGAUAUAAGAGAAAGCAGAGUGUGAUAAUUCUCCAUUUGAAUGUAAUAAAAUCUAUUAUUAAAUUUAACUAACAUU
Messenger RNA from Chelonus insularis, 1567 nucleotides. RefSeq names its product probable serine/threonine-protein kinase tsuA. Bases 179 to 1516 code for a protein of 445 amino acids. The record is from RefSeq and is a predicted model, not a curated record. Lineage: Eukaryota; Metazoa; Arthropoda; Insecta; Hymenoptera; Braconidae. The transcript is spliced from 5 exons.